This is a messenger RNA of Tetrahymena thermophila SB210, 1533 nucleotides long. RefSeq names its product MORN motif protein. NCBI's taxonomy places the organism in Eukaryota, Ciliophora, Oligohymenophorea, Hymenostomatida, Tetrahymenidae. The record is from RefSeq and is a predicted model, not a curated record. The transcript is spliced from 6 exons.
AUGUUUGAAUCUGUUGAAGAGUAGUUGCUCGAAAGAGAAAUGAUGAAAAUUAUCAAGUAGUUUUAACUAAAUAUUGAUAUCGAAAAAAAUCAAGAAGUGAAAGUAUAAAAUGGCCAAAAGGAUAAGGAAAUAAACAUAAAAUCACAGAAUAAAGAAGUAGAAAAAGUAAAUAAGGCAGUUGGAGAUGAAGAAAUAGAUUGGGAAUAAAACUAUUUAGAUUUAAUGUAAGAAUGUGGUUAUUAAUUACCAGAUGAAGAAAUUAAUACCCAACUUGACAACGAAAAUGAAAAAAAAAUUAAUUUGAUGAUAUAAAAAAAUGAUGAAUGCCAUAAUAGGGAUUUUGCAUAAUAUAAAUUGUAGCCUAUAAAUAAUGAGAGUGAUGAUUAAGAAAGCGAAGAAGUCUAAAAAUCAAAAUAGAUGAUGAAUGACCUUCAUGAUGAAGAAGAAUAAAUUAUGACUCCAGAACAAUAAAAGGAGUAUUUUAAAUCAUUACGCAGUAAAUACUUAAAUGUAAAAUAAGUAGAUGAGUAAAAGUAAACAGAAAAAUCAGUUGAUACAACUGCUUAUGCAACAAAUGAAUCUGAUACCACUUAAAUAAGUAGCUAAAAUGUAGCUAAUAAUUAAAAAUAAUAGCCUUUAUUAGAGGAAAAAUAACUUGAAUAGACUUAAAAUGAUGAUUAAGGAUAAUUAAAAUAAAAUGAUAGCAGUUAAAUUUAAAAAUAAAAUGAAAAUAGUCAAAGCAUAGAUAAGCCUAGAAGUUUAUUGCCAUAAGAUCACGUUACUUUAACAAGAGAAAUGUAUGAUGAAUAGAAAAAGCAAUAAAAAGCUCUAAAAAAGGCAAUUCAAAAUGCUAAAGAUUUAGGUAUAGUUUACAAUGGAGUAAUUAACUUUGAAAAUUUCGAUGAGACUAGCAGUGAAGAAGGAGAAGAUUAAAAUAAGCUUUAAGAUUAAGAAUAAGAUGAAUAAUUAGAAGACAAUAAUGUCAUAGAAGAGUAGGAUGAAGAUGAAUAUGAUGAAAACAAUGACUAAACAACUUAAGAUGAACAAGUAAAUGUCUUGACUGAAAUAAAAAGAGAAUAUAUUUAGACUAAUAAAUGGAAUUGUAAAGAAUAUAAGAUAUUUUACUCAAACGAGGACAUAUACGAAGGUGAGAUAGAUGAUAAAACAUCUCUUAAAGAUGGUUGGGGUGUUUACUUAUAUGCGAACGGUGAAAAAUAUGAAGGGUUCUUCUAAGAUGAUAUUAUCCAUGGAUAUGGAAGAUAUUAAUUUUUAGGAGGACAUAAGUAUGAAGGCGAUUGGAGUUAAGGUAUGAAACAUGGUGUGGGAAUUCUUGAAUUUGCUUCAGGAGAUAAGUAUAUAGGAUUUUUUGAGCGUGAUAAUUUCCAUGGAUAAGGUGAAUACUUUUACAAGAAUGGAGAUAAGUUUGAAGGUACAUUCGUACAUGGAAAAAAAAAUGGCACCGGUAAAUUUUUAGGAGCUAAUGGAAGAAAAAUAAUAGGAGAAUGGAUUGAUGAUCAACUUUAACAUUUUUGA